AUGAUUGAAGAAGAGUUUAUCCAGGAUAAACUGAUCAUCGAGCGCAAUGCUUUACGCCAGCAGGAUUGUGGGUUUGCAAAGUGUCAUAAUGAUGUCACUAUCUUGAAUCGUGCUGAUUACACAAUAAUCAGAGAAGAGCGAACCUGGAGUGACGCACGUGACUAUUGUAGAUCACUUGGGAAGGAGCUUGUUAUCCUUGAAACUAAAGAGGAAUUUGAAUUUAUUCAGCAGCUGCUUCGAGAUCAGGCAAUUCCUCAAAAUCAUUGGCUUGGGGCUAGUGACUUAGAAAUACAAGGUUCAUUUGUAUGGCUGGAUGGGAGCGUUCUGCCUUCGGAUUCCACUAUGUGGCAUACAGGUGAACCAAACAAUGGUAACGGAGUGGAAGAUUGUGUUCAUGCGUAUGAAAUAAAUGACUUCUUUUUGAACGACAGAGUUUGUUCAAGUAAACUCAGAAGCAUAUGUGAACAUAGUUCAUGUCCCGCCAAAACAUUCUCGAUCACCAAGGGUUACCAUCUCCAUGGCAAUGUCAUGGAAACAAUGGAUGUCUCUACCCUGACUCGAUGCUGCAGUGCAUGCAUGUCUCAUUUGAACUGUAAGUCAGUGAACUUUGACCUCCGUGGAUCUGGCGUUCGCAAAAUGUGUGAAUUAAAUGGUUAUUCCAAGGCUGGUAAUGAAGAGAGCUUUGUCGAGAGUGAAGGAUUUACAUAUGCAGAGUUGGAUAUGUAAAUUUGAUUCAUGAA
Messenger RNA from Asterias rubens (European starfish), 740 nucleotides. Its product is annotated as perlucin-like. The record is from RefSeq and is a predicted model, not a curated record. The transcript is spliced from 4 exons. Lineage: Eukaryota; Metazoa; Echinodermata; Asteroidea; Forcipulatida; Asteriidae. Bases 1 to 726 code for a protein of 241 amino acids. Gene Ontology annotation, molecular function: signaling receptor activity.